Frieseomelitta varia is the source of this 2605-nucleotide messenger RNA. It is a transcript of the gene Mys45A, whose product is annotated as protein SDA1 homolog. The record is from RefSeq and is a predicted model, not a curated record. Gene Ontology annotation, cellular component: nucleolus. The coding region runs from base 176 to 2518 and encodes 780 amino acids. The transcript has 10 exons. Lineage: Eukaryota; Metazoa; Arthropoda; Insecta; Hymenoptera; Apidae. Gene Ontology annotation, biological process: ribosomal large subunit export from nucleus; ribosomal large subunit biogenesis.
AGUGAAAAUCAACCUUUAAUGAUGUUUGACAAUUGUUUAGAUUGGUUAGCCACGUUUUACAGGCGACACGCGUGAAUAAUGUAGUUUAAAUAAUAUUAAAUAGCAAUAAAAAUCAGUUAAAGAAAGAUAUAUAAAUAACACUUUAUAUUUUUAUGAUUAAAAAUUGAAGGAAAAGAUGGUAAGACAUAAUAAUCGAUUGCCGGAAAAUCUUCCUCAAUUGCAAAAUCUUAUUAAACGAGAUCCAGAAUCUUACAAGGAGGAAUUUCUUCAGCAACAUCAGCACUACAAGUCAAUUUUAGAAGUUUUUCGUUUAUCGCCAAAUAAGUUUAACAAAAGUCUUGAUGAAGUAGUUACCUUUUUGGCUCAGGUGGCCCAUUGUUAUCCAAAUGAAUUAGAAUCAUUUCCUCAAGAAAUCAUUGAUGUGUUGCAAACAUAUAAUACAGUGCUUGACAGUGGUUUAAGAUUAACAUUUUGUAAAGCUUUGAUUCAACUACGUAACAAAGCUCUUUUGGAACCCACGGUACUUCUGAGUUUAUGUUUCGAACUUUUAAGAUGUCAAGAUAAAAAUUUAAGAGAAUUUCUUCAAACACACAUUAUUACUGAUAUCAAAAAUGUGAAUAAUAAACAAAAGAAUACAAAGAUCAAUACAACUCUACAAAACUUUAUGUUUUCCAUGUUAAAAGAUUCUAAUGCUAGGAGUGCAAAGAUGUCUGCAGAUAUCAUGAUAGAAUUGUAUAAUAAAGGUAUCUGGAAUGAUGCGAAAACUGUAAAUGUUCUGACAACAGGUUGUUUCGUUAAGGCAACCAAAGUUACAGUCGCUUGCUUGAAAUUCUUUUUGGGCACUGGCAAAGAAGAACAAGAAAAUGAGGAGAGUGACAGCGAUAGCGAACCAAAUAUCAAAGAAAUCAUAAUGGCUAAUAGAGUAAAUAAGAAAACAAAGAAACGGGAGAAACAUUUAGCGAAAGCAAAACAACUGUUAACGAAAUCUAAGAAAAAAGCAACGAAAGCACCGAGUUAUAAUUUUUCGGCAUUACACUUAAUUCAUGACCCACAGAAUUUUGCAGAAAAAUUAUUCAAACAGUUGGAAAGGAACAAUGAUAGAUUUGAAAUUAAACUACUAACAUUGGAUGUGAUUUCAAGGCUUAUUGGUUUACACAAUUUAUUUCUAUUAAAUUUUUAUCCUUAUUUACAGAGAUUUCUGCAACCACACCAAAGAGAAGUAACAAAACUUUUGCAAUGUAUUGCUCAAGCCUCUCAUGAACUUAUACCACCUGAUACAUUGGAACCAGUUUUGAAGACAUUAGCAAACAAUUUUGUUACAGAACGAAAUUCAGCAGAUGUCAUGGCUAUAGGGUUGAAUGCUAUUAGAGAGAUAUGUACGCGAUGCCCAUUAGUUAUGAAUGCAGAUUUACUGCAAGAUUUAGCACGAUACAAGUAUUACAAAGAAAGGAGUGUAAUGAUGGCUGCACGUUCAUUGAUAUCUCUAUUCAGACAUUCGAUACCUGAAUUGCUGCAUAAGAAAGACAGAGGACGUCCUACGGAAACAACCAUUACUUUAACUAUGCCAAAAUAUGGUCAAAUAUCGGCUAAUGAUUUUAUUCCAGGUGCUGAAGUUUUACUCGACAAUAAGUCUGACAAUGUGGAAGACACUUUAAAGAUUGAUGUAGAAAAUUCUGAUAAUGAUGAUGAAUGGAUUGAUAUAAAUUCUGGUGAUGAUGAUGAUAACGACAACGAUGAUGAUUAUAGUGAUGACAACAACGAUGAAGAUAAUGAUGAAGGUGGUAGUGAUGACAACAAUGUAAAGGAAAGAAAAGAAAAGGAGCUGGAAGAAAAUAAAGAAGGACAGAGCGCAAAAAAUAAUAACAAAGAUGUAAUUAAAAUGAACGAAAGUGAAAAAAUGGGAAUAGAAGUAUGUGAAGUUAAAGAUAUUAAAUUUAAUAUAAAUAACACAGAUACAGAUAUCGAUAGUGUUACGAAUCAAAAGCGAAAAAGGCAAUGUCGCUCGUUAUCAAAACUUGAAAGAAAACGAUUGAAACUGAAGAAACAACAAGACACAAAAGUGAAAAAGAAAGAGAUACUCAAUGCAGAGAAGAGAGAAAAAGCAACUUUAAUAUCUAAUGAACGAUUAUUAACUGACGAAGACUUUCUAAAAAUAGAUACGGCGUUAGCGAAACAACAAAUAACGUAUGCUAAACCUGGUAUAAAAAGAGCUCAUCCUACAGACAACGAACACGGAGAUUUUGUCAAAUUGGCAGACAUAGAAAAUAUUUAUAAAAAACGGAAAUAUGACAAGCAAGCUCGUAUUGAAUCUGUGAAGAAAGGGCAAGAAGAAAGGGAAAAAUUUGGUUAUAAGGAUGGACGGCAAAAUCCACUUUGUAGUAAAACAAAUCGUGAAAAAAGGAAAACCAAAGCUUUUCAAAUGUUAAAGCAUAAAGUAAAAGGAAAGGUGAAACGUUCUUUUAAAGAGAAACAAAUUGCUUUAAGAAAUCAUUUGUUAAAACAGAAGAGAAUGAAAUAAUUACUUAUAUAUAAUCAUUUGUAUAUAUAUAUUGCGCGCGCGCGUGCAUGUGUACAUAUAUAUAUGCAAUUAAAUAAAUAAUCUUAU